UCAAGACUUCAAAGAUCAUCCAGCAGUACAAGGCAAAAUGUCCAGUUCUGAGCCAAAGAAACUCAAGAUUAUCCUCAUUGGAAAGACUGGAGCUGGGAAGACUUCAACCAUGGAAAUAUUGAGUGCUGCUGUGAAAAAGAACCUGCCUCUGUCUCCCUGCAAGACGGAGACAGCAAAGUUUGGAGACCCAGAACUGAUUUUUGUUGAUACUCCUGGUCUGUGCCAACCUGGCACAAAUGAUGAAGAUGUGUUGGAAGAAAUUGCUAAAUCUAUCUUUCAGGCUGAUUCUGGUCCACAUGUGUUUCUGUAUGUGUACAAGUGGGAACAACGUAUUAAAAGCAAUGAUAAUGACCAGGUGAAACUCGUUAAGAAGAUCUUUGGUAAAGAGUCAGGGUGUUACUUUGUACCCUUGAUCACCUGUAAAAAUGAACAAGCAUUAGGAAGAAAUUGUGAAAAACUGAAAGAGUUUAUCAAGGAACAUUUUGGAGUUGAACCAAAGGAAUACUGUCUGACUAAAGAUGGUGACAAGGAUAGAGAAGCGGAAAAUCUACUGAACAAGAUCACAGAGGUGACUAAACAUAACAAGCAUUACCCCAAGGACAUGUUUGAAAAGACACCUGACUUACAUAAGGAAGAGCAGGAUUCAAAUGAUAAGGCACAGACAGAUGAUGGAAACCAAUCUCUGGCCUAUUUGGCUGACAGUUUCCCCAAGCUUAUGAAGGUGCCGAAAGAAGUAGUUAGCCAGGUGGAUAAUGGAAGAAAGUCCUUUGCAAAGGUUUUGGCUAAAGUUACAGCCAAGGUCCAAACUGAUCAAAAGUGAAAAGUGCCUCUCACUUUUCUGGUAAUUAAAAAAACAAACAAACUAAAGAAGCAAGUUAAAACUGAGACUUUAAUUAUGGUUUGAACUGAUGAUGUGAUCUGAAACCUUCAGACAAGUGCAGGUUUUAGAGAAAGAAAUGAAACAUUAAAAAUGACUUUCUUCUGUAAUAAAACUGCAUCUCACUCAGAAAAACUAUUAAGGGGAAAAUAUUCAACUUUCAUUGAACUAUAUUAAUGUGACAGCUUCAAUUUCUCUGCAGACAUAGAGACUGAGAUUAAACAACAAAUCCAUUACAAGGUGUUACAGAAUAAGAAUAAAAGUGCAAUUUACAUGCUUACAGCCUAAAAUUAGCCCCAUCUUUUCCAGCUGUAACAGUAUAUUCUGGAGAUUUUGAUGAAAAUAAUUUUGUACUUUACAAUGUUUUUACCCCCUUUAUUGGAUGGUGAGCAGUGAAGAAGAAAUAUGACAUGGUGGGUCUCUAUAAUCAGAGAAAUUGCAAGCCAAGUGUAACCUUUGUGGUCAACCAUUUUUGGCUUUUACUUCAUAAAAUUAUAAAUAUUAACUUUGCUUAAGUUAAAUAUCUGAAUUCUUCCUCCACCACUGCAGGUAGUGGGAAAGUGACAACAGAUGUUUUCUGGAGAAUCUGCAGCACAGACUAUAUUUUUAAAUCGAAGCUGUUAAAAUUUGAUUUGAUUUAUUUUCUGAAAUAUGUUAAAGCCUGAUGGUUUUGUGCUUUCACUCAGCAGAAUUGUUUUAAUUCAGAAAAAGAUAGAUUGUUGAAUAGUUUUUUAAAAUGUGGCCUGUUAACUCAUGUUUCUUUCUUUGUUGUGCUUUUUCAUUAUUUUUUUAUGAUGUAAUGCAAUUCAAAUGCUAAUGUAUCGAUCAGUGUGUGAAAUAAGCAGCAUCAGAAUCAGAAUCAGAAUCAGAAUCAGAAGGUUUUAUUGCCAUAUGGGUGAACAGGUUCAUAGCAUUAGGAAAUUGCUGCGGUACUUCGUGCUUACAGAAAAAAACAAAUA
Messenger RNA from Archocentrus centrarchus (flier cichlid), 1836 nucleotides. Its product is annotated as GTPase IMAP family member 7-like. The record is from RefSeq and is a predicted model, not a curated record. The coding region runs from base 38 to 820 and encodes 260 amino acids. Gene Ontology annotation, molecular function: GTP binding. The transcript is spliced from 2 exons. NCBI's taxonomy places the organism in Eukaryota, Metazoa, Chordata, Actinopteri, Cichliformes, Cichlidae.